This is a messenger RNA of Erythranthe guttata (spotted monkey flower), 2792 nucleotides long. RefSeq names its product cell division cycle protein 48 homolog. Gene Ontology annotation, biological process: autophagosome maturation; retrograde protein transport, ER to cytosol; mitotic spindle disassembly. The record is from RefSeq and is a predicted model, not a curated record. Gene Ontology annotation, molecular function: polyubiquitin modification-dependent protein binding; ATP binding; ATP hydrolysis activity. NCBI's taxonomy places the organism in Eukaryota, Viridiplantae, Streptophyta, Magnoliopsida, Lamiales, Phrymaceae. Gene Ontology annotation, cellular component: cytosol; nucleus; VCP-NPL4-UFD1 AAA ATPase complex.
UACACACCAAACCCUCUCUCGUCUGAUAUAUAUCUACUACCUUCUGCCCCUUUUAUCACUAUUUCUUCAUCUUUUUUCUCCCAAACCCCAAAAAAAACAUCAUAGUAUUUAUUCCCCGACCUUCGAUUCUCUCAGAUCACCGACAACAUGAGCAACCAACCGGAAUCAUCUGAUCCGAAAGGAGGGAAGAAGGACUUCUCGACGGCGAUCUUGGAGAGGAAGAAGGCUGCGAACCGAUUGGUUGUUGAUGAGGCUGUCAACGAUGACAACUCAGUCGUCGCCAUCCAUCCGGCCACUAUGGAGAAGCUCCAGCUUUUCCGUGGUGACACUAUUUUGAUUAAGGGUAAGAAGAGAAAGGACACAGUGUGCAUUGCCCUUGCUGAUGAAACUUGUGAAGAGGCGAAGAUUCGUAUGAACAAGGUUGUGAGGACUAAUUUGAGGGUUCGUCUUGGCGAUGUUGUAUCUGUGCAUCAGUGCCCAGACGUGAAAUACGGAAAACGUGUCCACAUAUUGCCCUUGGAUGACACAAUCGAAGGUCUCACUGGGGAUCUUUUCGAUGUAUACCUAAAACCUUACUUUCUAGAAGCAUAUCGCCCACUGAGGAAGGGUGACCAUUUUCUUGUGAGAGGAGGAAUGAGGAGCGUCGAAUUUAAAGUCAUUGAAACUGACCCUGGUGAGUAUUGUGUUGUCGCCCCCGACACUGAGAUUUUCUGCGAAGGGGAACCAGUGAGGAGAGAAGAUGAAGACAGGCUGGACGAGGUUGGUUACGAUGAUGUGGGAGGUGUUAGAAGACAGAUGGCUCAGAUUCGUGAACUGGUCGAAUUGCCUCUAAGGCAUCCUCAGCUUUUCAAAUCGAUCGGUGUGAAACCGCCCAAAGGAAUUUUACUCUACGGUCCUCCAGGUUCUGGAAAAACCUUGAUUGCAAGAGCUGUUGCUAACGAAACGGGUGCUUUCUUCUUUCUGAUCAACGGGCCUGAAAUUAUGUCCAAAUUGGCCGGAGAGAGUGAGAGCAAUUUGAGGAAAGCGUUUGAGGAAGCUGAGAAGAAUGCCCCUUCGAUUAUUUUUAUCGACGAAAUUGAUUCAAUAGCACCCAAGAGAGAGAAGACACACGGUGAAGUUGAAAGGAGGAUUGUUUCGCAGCUGUUGACCCUCAUGGAUGGUUUGAAAUCUCGUGCACACGUCAUUGUUAUGGGGGCGACUAAUCGGCCCAACAGCAUUGACCCAGCUCUUAGAAGGUUUGGUAGGUUCGAUAGAGAAAUAGACAUUGGUGUUCCUGAUGAAGUUGGGCGCCUUGAGGUUCUACGUAUUCAUACCAAGAACAUGAAACUCUCUGAGGAUGUUGAUUUGGAAAGAAUAUCGAAAGACACACAUGGAUAUGUCGGUGCUGACCUGGCAGCUCUCUGCACUGAAGCUGCUCUUCAGUGCAUCAGAGAGAAAAUGGAUGUUAUUGAUUUGGAAGACGAUACCAUUGAUGCUGAGAUACUAAACUCCAUGGCUGUUAGCAACGAGCAUUUCCACACUGCUCUUGGAACAAGCAAUCCUUCUGCUUUGAGGGAGACGGUUGUUGAAGUGCCAAAUGUCUCCUGGGAAGAUAUUGGAGGGCUGGAAAAUGUCAAGAGAGAACUUCAAGAGACUGUUCAAUACCCUGUGGAACAUCCAGAGAAGUUUGAGAAAUUUGGCAUGUCACCUUCAAAGGGUGUUCUCUUCUACGGUCCACCUGGAUGUGGUAAAACCCUACUCGCCAAAGCAAUUGCAAAUGAAUGUCAAGCCAACUUCAUCAGUAUCAAAGGACCCGAGUUGCUCACUAUGUGGUUUGGAGAGAGUGAAGCAAAUGUUCGUGAAAUAUUCGACAAGGCUAGACAGUCUGCUCCCUGUGUUCUCUUCUUUGAUGAGCUCGACUCUAUCGCAACACAGAGAGGAAGCAGUGUCGGAGAUGCUGGUGGUGCCGCCGACAGAGUUCUGAAUCAACUUCUGACUGAAAUGGAUGGAAUGAAUGCCAAAAAGACUGUUUUCAUAAUCGGAGCUACUAACAGACCUGAUAUUAUCGAUCCGGCACUUUUACGUCCAGGUCGUCUCGAUCAGUUGAUAUAUAUUCCACUGCCUGAUGAAGACUCACGCCACCAGAUCUUCAAAGCCUGCCUCCGUAAAUCACCACUUUCCAGAGAUAUUGAUCUGCGAGCACUUGCUAAGUAUACUCAAGGAUUCAGUGGAGCAGAUAUCACGGAAAUUUGUCAGAGGGCUUGCAAAUAUGCUAUUCGAGAGAACAUUGAGAAAGACAUAGAAAAGGAGAGGAAAAGGAAGGAUAACCCCGACUCCAUGGAUGAAGACCUUGAAGACGAGUUUUCGGAAAUAAAGCCAGCACAUUUCGAGGAGUCAAUGAAAUACGCACGUAGAAGUGUGAGCGACGCAGACAUACGCAAAUACCAGGCCUUUGCUCAGACAUUGCAGCAGUCACGAGGGUUUGGAACUGAGUUCCGUUUUGCUGAGUCAGCAGGCGGAGCUACAACUGGAUCCGACCCGUUUGCAGCCUCUGCCGGAGGAGCUGCUGAUGAAGAUGAUUUGUAUAGUUAGAUGUUUGAGGUGGCUUUUAUUUUAUUACUUUUGAACCACCUCCCCCUGUUUCAGUUUAUGCACUAAUUAACUAGUCUCCAGAAAUGGCUGGAUUAUUUAUGCUCUUGGUUUUUUUUAUAUUUCUUAAUUAAUGUUAAAAUAUUUAUUUUAGACAUCUUGGGAUUUGCUGGAUAAACUUAUAAUCUCUUUUGUUGGCAUCCUUAAACUGUGACACUUUUUAA